AUUUGUGUGAGGGCUGUGAUACUGCUCGGGUGCCCAAACCGAAGCAGGUGGUUUUCUUAGGGAAGCCACACCCCGAACCUUCGACCUAAAGGUCUAAUCCACAAGGCAGUGGAGCAUCGUAAGGAGAUGCUGUCCCAUGGUAGCCAGUGACCAACGAUUGGUUCAUACGCCAUUUGUUCCUUCAGGAUACUGGAGCCAGCUCAUGUGCACCAUUGGUUUAGGAUCCGGUUAAAUCGCCAGACAUUCCUCUCAUUUUCGUAAACAACAGUAAUGCCACGAGAAGGCAGUAAGUAGGACUUCCCUGGCAGAGGCUAUAUACGCGUGACCAUGUGAGAGCAUUUCGAGAGAUAGAGAGCGGACUCUCCCCACUCUCGGCCAUACCAGGGCAUUUGAGGGCUGACGUAGAAGCGACUCAUUAAGAAAUAGUUCAAUAUAAUUUACUAUUUUAUUUGAUAAAUGUUGACAUACGGAAACGUAAAUAAUCAGAACUCUUGAACUUUCUCUGCAUUUUCUGUUAGUGUUAUUCCUACUCUAUUUCUUUUACUCUACUUUCCAUUCUUUCAAAUGGUUGCUCAAUCGGCAUUUGUUAACUUGAUGCAGUUAGUCGUGUAGCUAAGUAGGUAGGAAGCCAUGUCUCUGAUUAGUUGGAAUUCAGUAUUAAAAAGAAAAAACAUCUCAUAUUUCAACAACAACAAAACAUUAGUCAUUGAAUGUGUAUGUAUCCAUUUGCAGUGCAAAAAAAAACUUAAAUUUGUCGUUGGAGGAACUAAAAAGAUAUGUAACACUUUACUUAGACUUAUUUCAGAUGACUAAUUACUGUGCAAACGUUGUGUGUAUUAAUGAGAGAAUAAAUUUCUGUAAUAAUAUGACUGAUUUAAUAAUCAUAGAUUUGUAUGUAUAUUCCAAUGAUAGUAUACUGUAAAGAAGCUAUGUGAUGAGAAUUCAAUUUGUACAAUUAACAUGAAUCCUAUCAAUAUUAUUGAUGAGUGUCAAUUAAUAAGAAACUUAGGAUAUUCACAAGUUUCUAUUGAUAAGUCUAGUGUUCAUAUUGUAACAUGGUGAAUAAUGUUCAUUUAGUGGUUAAAAGUAUGACAAACAUGGUGAAUAAUGUUCAUUUAGUGGUUAAAAGUAUGACAAACAUGGUGAAUAAUGUUCAUUUAGUGGUUAAAAGUAUGACAAACAUGGUGAAUAAUGUUCAUUUAGUGGUUAAAAGUAUGACAAACAUGGUGAAUAAUGUUCAUUUAGUGGUUAAAAGUAUGACAAACAUGGUGAAUAAUGUUCAUUUAGUGGUUAAAAGUAUGACAAACAUGGUGAAUAAUGUUCAUUUAGUGGUUAAAAGUAUGACAAACAUGGUGAAUAAUGUUCAUUUAGUGGUUAAAAGUAUGACAAACAUGGUGAAUAAUGUUCAUUUAGUGGUUAAAAGUAUGACAAACAUGGUGAAUAAUGUUCAUUUAGUGGUUAAAAGUAUGACAAACAUGGUGAAUAAUGUUCAUUUAGUGGUUAAAAGUAUGACAAACAUGGUGAAUAAUGUUCAUUUAGUGGUUAAAAGUAUGACAAACAUGGUGAAUAAUGUUCAUUUAGUGGUUAAAAGUAUGACAAACAUGGUGAAUAAUGUUCAUUUAGUGGUUAAAAGUAUGACAAACAUGGUGAAUAAUGUUCAUUUAGUGGUUAAAAGUAUGACAAACAUGGUGAAUAAUGUUCAUUUAGUGGUUAAAAGUAUGACAAACAUGGUGAAUAAUGUUCAUUUAGUGGUUAAAAGUAUGACAAACAUGGUGAAUAAUGUUCAUUUAGUGGUUAAAAGUAUGACAAACAUGGUGAAUAAUGUUCAUUUAGUGGUUAAAAGUAUGACAAACAUGGUGAAUAAUGUUCAUUUAGUGGUUAAAAGUAUGACAAACAUGGUGAAUAAUGUUCAUUUAGUGGUUAAAAGUAUGACAAACAUGGUGAAUAAUGUUCAUUUAGUGGUUAAAAGUAUGACAAACAUAAUAGGUGCUGUUAUUCAAUAAUCAAUAGAUUACAUAAAACACUGAACAUGAAAUAGUAAUAUUUAAAGUGUUCAUUUAAAUAGGAAUAUACUAGUUGUACUCUAAAAACUGGAAAUUAAAAUAUUUAAAGAUUUUGAAAGAGAAUUAUAGGUUGGUUAAAUGAACUGUUUCAAUUGCAAAAAAAACAUCUUAUGGAACAAUAUGGAUAACUUUUUGAUGGAGUUUUGUUCUCUGACCUGGAUGGUUUGGUCGUAUAGCUUUCAUCGUUUUUCUGAACGACAUCAUUCGCAGCACAAACUUCA
Schistosoma spindalis is the source of this 2284-nucleotide messenger RNA. The record is from the annotation of a GenBank genome assembly. Lineage: Eukaryota; Metazoa; Platyhelminthes; Trematoda; Strigeidida; Schistosomatidae.